Messenger RNA from Myxocyprinus asiaticus (Chinese sucker), 8430 nucleotides. RefSeq names its product membrane-associated guanylate kinase, WW and PDZ domain-containing protein 2-like. Gene Ontology annotation, biological process: signal transduction; receptor clustering. Bases 136 to 4599 code for a protein of 1487 amino acids. The record is from RefSeq and is a predicted model, not a curated record. Gene Ontology annotation, cellular component: cytoplasm; dendrite. The transcript has 22 exons. Lineage: Eukaryota; Metazoa; Chordata; Actinopteri; Cypriniformes; Catostomidae. Gene Ontology annotation, molecular function: beta-1 adrenergic receptor binding; SMAD binding; type II activin receptor binding.
AGAGGCUGCCGUGGAUCUGCUGCUGUUAUGGAGACUCCUGCAAUUCAGCGAUACUGAUUGUUCAACUUUGGUUAACAGACUGGACGGAUAACGCGCUUUCAUGGCCGUUCUCCUGUCACAUUAGCAACUCCAAAUAUGUCCAAAAGCUUGAAGAAGAAAAGUCACUGGACCGACAGGGUCCAUGAGGUUGUGUUGUCCAGGGGUCCGAGUGGUGAGCUCGGGUUCGAGCUGCAGGGAGGCGCGGAGAACGGACAGUUCCCUGUUAUUGGGGAGAUGAAACUGGACAGGGGCAGACUGAAUAAGGACGAGCUACUGCUGGAAGUGAAUGAUACUCCAGUGGCCGGACUGACCAUCAGGGAUGUGUGGGCUGUGGUCAGACACUGCAAAGACCCCGUCCGUCUGAAGUGUGUCAAACAAGGAGGUGUCGUGGAUAAAGAUCUUAGGCAGUAUCUCAACCUACGUUUCCAGAAAGGCUCACUGGAUCACGAGCUUCAGCAAAUAAUUCGGGACAACCUUUAUCUUCGCACCAUACCCUGUACAACCAGGCAGCCUAAAGAAGGAGAGGUUCCAGGAGUAGACUAUAACUUUGUGACCUUUGAGCGGUUUGUGGAAUUGGAGAGAAGUGGAGCUUUGCUGGAAAGUGGAACUUAUGAAGAUAACUAUUACGGCACGCCUAAGCCCCCAGCAGAGCCCAGCCCACUUCUGCUGAAUGUAGCGGAGCAACUGUUGCCAGGCUCCACACCCAGAGCAGAGGGCAAACGCAGACGCAACAAAUCCGUCAGCAACAUGGAGAAGGCUGGCAUCGAUCCGCCCGAAGAUGAAGAGGAGGAGAGGCCCAUCGUCAAUGGCAACGGAGUGGCCAUCACCCCAGAGUCCAGUGAGCAUGAAGACAAGAAUACAGACAUUUCUGGAGAGAUGCCCUCCACAAGCCCCUCCGAAACCCCCACGGAUGCCCCUAAAGAAGAGGCCGAACCCCCCAAAUCUCCCCCCAAACCAGAUGAGAAUGACGAGAUGGGUCCUCUCCCGGAUAACUGGGAGAUGGCUUACACAGAGAAAGGAGAGGUGUACUUUAUAGACCACAAUACAAAGACAACGUCGUGGUUGGACCCCCGGCUCGCGAAGAAAGCGAAGCCCCCUGAAGAAUGCAAAGAGAACGAGCUUCCUUAUGGCUGGGAGAAAAUUGAUGACCCUAUUUAUGGAACCUACUAUGUUGAUCACAUAAACCGAAGGACUCAGUUUGAAAAUCCUGUUCUAGAGGCCAAGAGAAGACUACAACAGCAACAGCAGAUGCAGAGUCAAGGCCUAUCCUCUCUCCCCCUGCCUGCUGUCUACAGAGAAAAGCCUCGAUUCACACGGGACCCCACACAGCUGAAGGGCAGCUUCCUUUCGACAGCUCUGCAGAAAAGCAACAUGGGAUUUGGCUUCACCAUCAUUGGCGGUGACGAACCGGAUGAGUUUCUACAGGUCAAAAGUGUUAUACCAGAUGGGCCUGCAGCACAGGAUGGGAAAAUGGCUACAGGAGAUGUAAUUGUCUACAUCAAUGACGUUUGUGUCUUGGGCACCACCCACGCCGACGUGGUGAAACUUUUCCAAUCGGUCCCGAUUGGUCAGAGCGUAACCCUUGUCCUGUGCAGGGGUUACCCGCUUCCUUAUGACCCUGAGGAUGCAGCCAGCACCCUUCUAUCCCCUCUCGGCCUCAUUGAGCGCCCUCUACUGGUCAACGGUCGAAACAGCUACGACAGCUACAUGGAGUACAUGUCCCGUACGGCUCGCUUCAUUGACCCCCUUCAAACGACGUUGGGACAGCCACACCCUGGAGACACCCACCUGGACACCGGACCGCUCAAGGACAGCAUCUCCAUGGCAUCGUCAGGAGUGGCCGGAGGAGAGCUGCUGACGGUUACCAUGGUGAAAGGAGCGGAUGGUUUUGGAUUCACCAUAGAAGACAGCAAUGGAGGGCAGAGGGUAAAGCAGAUUCUAGAGGCGCAGGGAUGCCCGGGGCUGUGCGAGAGUGAUCUCAUUGUGGAGAUUAACCAGCAACCUGCGUUAACACUGUCACACACGCAAGUGGUGGAGCUGCUGAAGGAGUGUCCAGUUGGAGCAGAGGCCACGCUGGUCAUACAGAGGGGAGGGGCAGGUCAUUUUUCACCUUGGAAAACUUCUAAACAGGUUUUGGAGCAUUGGGAUCCUCACAGCAGUCCCACGACCAGUCUAUCUAUCCAUGCUCUUCCCCACAGUGCUCCGUAUCUACACUGGCCCUCAGGUCCAGAGUUUGACAUGGGCAAGCCUGACCCCUAUUACCUGUAUGAGAAGUCCAGGGCUAUCUAUGAGAAUAGGCAGCCAGGGCUUCCUCGAACGGCCCUCCCUAAUGACCCCUCCGCGGCUGAGUUCCAUGAGGUGGAGGUACAUCUGCGCAGAUACAAGUCUGGUUUCGGCUUCAGGAUUCUGGGUGGGGAGGAACCAGGACAGCCUGUGAGUCCGGAGGCCCAGGAGAAGAUCCUGAUUGGUGCAAUCAUCGAGAAGAGCCCAGCAGAUAAAGACGGGCGUCUCCGGCCCGGAGACGAGCUGAUGUCGGUCGAUGGAAUCCCUGUGGCAGGAAAACCUCACCGUUAUGUCAUCGACCUGAUGCAUGGAGCAGCCCGGAAUGGCCAGGUCAAACUCACUGUGCGACGGGGAGUUCAGACAACAGGUGAACCCUUUCCAGAGAACGGCCGCAGUCCUGGAUCUACCCAGCACAGCUCCCCAAGGAGUGACUUCAACUCCAGAAUUUUCUCUAAUAACUCCGCCCCAUCCACUGUAGGCUCCUCCCCACCAGACACAGGAGCUAAUCAGAAUCAGCAGCCCAGUGACGUCACCAUCCAACGCAAGGAGACCGAAGGAUUCGGAUUUGUUAUUAUCAGUUCAUUGAACAGACCUGAAACCACGCCUGCUGCUGCUGUGCCUCAUAAGAUCGGGCGAAUCAUUGAGGGAAGUCCAGCAGACCACAGUGGAAAACUGAAAGUUGGAGAUCGUAUAAUGGCUGUCAACAAUCAGUCUAUCGUUAAUAUGCCGCAUGCGGACAUCGUCAAACUGAUCAAGGACGCCGGACUCAGUGUGACACUCAGGAUCAUCCCUCAGGAUGAGACGAACAGCACACCCUCUGCAGGCAGCUCAGAGAAACAGAGCCCAAUGGCUCAGCCCAGUCCAGUGUGCCACUCCAGCACUGUGAACCAGACCAGUGCUGCUCCUCUACUCAACUCCACCACUCAGUCUAACUCUGCACCUCAGCCUAACUCAGAAGCACAACACAGCCCUGUCACUCAAACCAGCCCAGCCAAUCAGCCCAGCUCAGUGACCCAGCAGAACACGCCCACCCAGCCCUCAAUUGUGCCAAUACAGAUCUACAGCCACGACAGUGGCUACAGGUCAGAAGUGAAAGCAAGACAGGAUGUAAAACCUGAUAUUCGGCAGCCGUUCACUGAUUACCGUCAACCUCCAGUGGACUACAGACACCCUCCUGUCGCAGACUACAGACAGCCACCAACACUCGAUUACAGGCACCCUCCACUGCUGGACUACAGACAGCUGUCCACUGACCCACGCACCUUUCCCUUACCAGACUACAGGAUGCCACAGGAUUUUGAUUUCUUUACGGUUGAGUUGGAAAAGGGUAUGAAAGGUUUUGGCUUCAGUAUCCGUGGUGGUCGCGAGUAUAAGAUGGACCUGUUUGUUCUGCGACUGGCCGAAGAUGGACCAGCUAUACGUAAUGGGAGAAUGAGGGUUGGUGAUCAGAUCAUUGAGAUAAAUGGGGAGAGCACGAGAGAUAUGACCCAUGCUCGCGCUAUUGAGCUCAUCAAAUCAGGUGGCCGCAGGGUACGUCUGCUACUCAAGAGAGGCACAGGGCAGGUCCCUGAGUAUGCAGAUAGUCCCACCCCCUGGGAUGCUCGCAUUACAGCCUCCCCAAGUCUGUCGGAAGUAGCACCACCCCUCGACAGCUUGUCAAAUCCAUCAGCUUCUCAUGUGAACCCACCCCCUGACCCACCUCAUACAUUGUCCUUGGAAGCAGCAGUUCUCAAUGGUUCCCAGGGUCUUAGAGGCCCAGAGAGUAGAGCUCUGGAGCAGGCCAGCAUGGGGAAGAAGUCAGGCCUAGCAGGCAGAGGUGGGACCAAGCACAGGGAGGGUGGCAGGACCAACCGUUGCUCUAGUGAAGGGAAGGGUCACCAAAAACACGACCGUGAUGAACUUGUGGGAGAACCUUAUGAGUCUAAACCCCUGAAAAGCAGUCGGGCGAAGUCCAAGGAGCGUAGGAGGGAACGGAGCAACACGCCUUCUCGAAAACGAGAGUCCCCCAAAAGUCUCCCAGCAAACACCAAUAUCAAUGGGGGGAAUGGAAACCCUGAAGGUAGUGGCAACCAGCAAGGGGCUGCGGUGCAACUCAAAGCCCUACCGAAGGAACCAGAGAAGGGUCAUGUCGAGAGUCGUCCUGACCGCAACUCCAAGAACAGCAGCAGCAAUCCACCAGGCAGGAAGGCCACAGUUUCCCCAGGACCUUGGAAGAUCCCGGGUUCAGACAAGAUACCCAGCACCCUACGCUCAGCCAACUCCACUAUCAGCAGAUAACAUCUCACCCCAAUCAAAGGCCCUUCUCCUGGCUUGAUCUUGAUUUUUGCCUUGACUUCGUUGGCCUGCUCUUUUGGACCAACUUCUGGCCAUGAUUCACCUUGUUUUUUUGGCCUACUUGGUAGAGCUAGGUUUUAACCUUGUGUUACCAAGCACCACCCCUUCCUACAACCCUCACUAAAGAUUUUCCCAUGCAUUUCUAGACAGAGCAUUUUUUAUUUAUAUUUUAUUCUAAAUUAUUUUAAGAGAUAUGACACCCACCACCUUAAGAACUGGAAGCAUUCACUCCAAAAAUGGAACUGUGGUAGAAUGAGUGAUGCAUUUAGUGUGCAAUAAACCCCAGACCGGUUUGAACUGUUGGGGAAAAGCACUCAGACAUACAGACUUACAUGCACAGAGAGCCACUUACUGACUCUAGACCACCACUGGUGGCCACAUACAUUUUUAUACACUUUCAUUAAAAAAUGAAGAAUAUAAAGGAGUUUCCUUGACAUUUUUUGUGUAUUUGAAGAAUGAAAAUGAAAAAAAAAAUUAUAUAUAACGGACAUUCGACAAUAGAACUCUGCCUUAAAUAAAGACUCUAUUGACCUGCAGAUGUCUGUAACAAAGGUCAGUAAAAUCAAUAUAGAAAUAGAUAUAUUAUAUGACUACAUACAGUAUAUAUAUUGUAAAUAUGGUCUUUAUACACCCAUGUGAGCCCAUUCUGGAGUGUUGACAUCAAACACAGUGUUAAUUAGAAGAGUAUAAACUACAAUGAAUUUUCUGUUUCAAUAUUUAAGGUGCUUUUACACUGAAAGCGAUGUAAAUGCUGAAGAUUGCCAAAUCGCUGGACUGUUGGUUGGUAAUAGUCAUUCCUACUUGCAGUGUACCAGGAGGUGGGUCUCAUGAGCUUCACUGUCUGAACUUUUAAUGGUAGUUGCUGCAUCAAGUUGAUCUCUGCUCAACUUUGUUGCAGUGUCAAUGGUCGUUGCCGCUCAUGUCGCCUCAAAUCGGCAACUUUCACUGAAAAUUAAUGACUUUUUGCUUGAUCACUUUCUCAUGGCAAAUCGCCAUGUGAAUGCCUCUCAAGGCCUGUGAUUGGUCAGCUGCUCUGUCAAGCCCAAAGUAUACCUCAGUUAGACGCAAACGUUAAGUGUAGGCAUACAGAACGUGUGACGUAAAUUUCAUUAGCAGAGUGCUGGAGCACUGAAUUUGUGUGUCCAGAUUUUUUUAACCGCGCAUGCUCUGAACACAAAGUGUACGCAUGUAUCUGGAUUUAUUUGCAAUAAUUAGUGGAUUCACAAGGUGGCAACACUCACAACUGAGCCAUUGCUUUCAUGAGAAAGUGCCAGAAGAUGAUGUAUUUGCUAGUAAACAACAGGAGAUGAAGGCUGAAGGUGGCGUUGUGUGAGUAGGUCAGGAGAUACCUGCAUUUGUAUAACUUUAGUCUGAAGGACUAUAAAGACAUCUUUAUGAGUCUAACCUCCUGAAGAUACAGUCCAGAUUCUCAUAGCAGCUGUAAUGCACAUGCGUCAACUGCCUGUGGAUGCACGCAAAGUCAAAUGGAGUAUACUUUGAAAGUGUUAGACUGUAUGCAUACACCAAGCGGUUCGUGUCAGAACCGAAAUAUACUUUGGGCUUCAGCCUCUCAAAGAGCCAAUGGGCUUUGACUAUCUCUUGACUCCGUCAUCACUGGCUUGAUCUAUUCUCCCUUUACUUGUCUACACAUAACAAAGCAAUUAGAAAGGUCAGAGGUGGUUUAGAUGAAACACAAAAUUGUUUUGAUUGGGGCAGAGUGCCUUAUGCAGACAGUUUAAAGCUUUAUUUGAGCUCUACAUUCUAGGCAACAACUUCACAACUGAAAAAGUUAUAUUUAUCCCUAUUGGAAAGUCCAGUUUAAGCUGGUAGCUGUUUUUUGGAACAUGGUUGCUGGUUUCUAGCUGGUCUUAGCUGGUUAUUAGCUGCUCCAAGCUGGUUCAAACUGGUCAUUAGGUGCACCAAGCUGGGAGACCAUUUUGGACCAGCAACAAACCAGCCACCAGAUGGUCAUACCAGCUCAAGGUGGCCAAGCUGGUUUUUUGAACAUGGUAGCUGGUCGACCAGUUAAGGACCUGCUUGGACCAGCAAGAAAUCAGCUACUAUGUUCCAAAACACAGCUACCAGCUGUAGCUGGAUUGCCUGCAGGAUUCAAUUGACAAUUUAAUUCAGUUGCAAAAAAAGUGCCAGGACUGAAUAAGCAUGUUGUCACAUCCCCAACUCUGAAUGCCAAUUGGUCUCCAGUUUAACUGUGAGGCUGUUUUUUUUUUUUUUUUUAAAUUCACAGUAUAGAUGUAUCAAUAAAAGAAUGAAAUGCUAUUUUCCUACAUAGAUAGAGGUGCUAGUCUUUUAAGAGAAGUGCAGAUAUUUAUUAAUGAUAUCUCUGAGUGGAGACAGGAGUUCAAAUGUUUGUUCAGCACUUUGUCUAUAAGUAGACAGUCAGUAGCUGUGAUAAAUACAUAUAAAUGCAGUACUGGUAAGAAUAACGCUGUAGAUCCAUGAUAUGCAUUGGAUACUUUUGAAGGAGGUAAUUCUCAGAAUCCCACUAGUAAACAGUGAAAAUAAUGAACACAAAUGAUAAUGGUAACCUUGCAUUAUUAUUUUUUUCUCAAAAUGUUCUGAAAUGCUUUUGACGUGUCGUACAACCGUAUAUAGAUGUGCACCGCCCACUUAAUGAUAUGUCGCGUGAAUUGUCCGGUAAUCACUGGGCGCACUUCAAAGUUCAGCAGUAAAUCUGUGCAUCACAUAACAAUGCUUCAUAUGUGGUAGUACUGUAGUUUGACACUUCUAGCUCAGUGCAUUGGGGAACAUUGACACGAAUCAUGUGAAAGGGCCUUGAAGUGCAACCAAAAUGUUUGAAAAUCAAAUUUUUCCAAGUUACAUUGACAUUGGUUAUUAACUCAUACACCAUUUUGGUAGCACUUAAAAAGGUCAAACACUUCAAGACACCAAAUUUGCUUCAUUGUGUGUUCAUAAUCAAAAAAUUGCAAUUUUGUCCAAAAUUAUGUGAAAUGUUUCACUUCUUUGAUAAUUGUGUGCAUGUGAAUCACUUUAAUUUAUGCGUGUCAACUCAAACCAAUUUCUCAUCAACUUUACUUUAAAUUUCUUUUGCAAAGCACCCAAGACAAGACUGUUCUCUCCAUUGUUAUAACACCAUAUCUAUUAUAUUCAUCUCCCACAGAAAUAAAGCAUUGACUGUUUCCACUGACGCUCUUUGACAAAUUUUUGUAGAUGACAAGGAGAGCCGACAAUGAUCUAGUCAUUACAAGAUAGUGCAAACUUUUCCCCGAUAAAGACAAAUUAAUUGAAGCACUCCAAAUGUGAUUGUGCCUUUGUGACUUGGCUAUUACAUUCGCAGUAAUAUUUUUCAUUCACAUCCUUAAAAACCCUAGACAGACAUUGUCAAAGUAAAUGUAUUUUCCAUAGAGCCCCGGCAAAGACUUAAUAAAUAAAUAAGAUGGAUAAUUCCAUAUGCAGCUAUGAUACCUCUCCAUAGAGCUAUAGACAUGAACUGGGAAAUUUUGCUUAAAGUAUAAAUUUUUUAGAAGUCUUAAGAAUAAGGAGCAAGGCAUCUUAAGGCCAGAAACAUAUGCUUGUACACAAAUGCAUACUCAAAUGGUCAGCCAACGUGUUGAAAGCGUCCAAUCCUGUUGUUGUCCCAUACUUAAAGGGAUAGUUCACCCAACAAUGAAAAUUCUCUCAUGCCAUCCCAGAUGUGUAUGACUUUCUUUAUUCUGCUGAACAUAAAAGAAGAUUUUUAGAAAAAUAUCUCAGCUCUGUUGGUCCAUACAAUGUAAGUGAAUGGUGACCAGAACC